Lepus europaeus (European hare) is the source of this 2976-nucleotide messenger RNA. RefSeq names its product disintegrin and metalloproteinase domain-containing protein 20-like. Bases 1 to 2976 code for a protein of 991 amino acids. The transcript has 5 exons. Gene Ontology annotation, molecular function: metalloendopeptidase activity. The record is from RefSeq and is a predicted model, not a curated record. Gene Ontology annotation, cellular component: plasma membrane; sperm head plasma membrane; external side of plasma membrane. Gene Ontology annotation, biological process: proteolysis; male gonad development. NCBI's taxonomy places the organism in Eukaryota, Metazoa, Chordata, Mammalia, Lagomorpha, Leporidae.
AUGACCAGUGUAUCUGAGGAAAGAGAAAAAAGACGAAGGAAAGUGAAAUCUGCAAUGAGGGAUCUAAAACACAUUGAUCAGUAUUUAGAAAAUAAGGAAGAGAGCAAAAGAUUCUGGUGUCCAAAGAUACAGGGAGAUACUGUGAUUGCUUCUACAUCAGAGAUAAGGAUACAGAGGCAGAGAGGGGGUCAAGAACUUUCCCAAGCUCAAAUACCUAGUAGCACAAGAGCCUGUUUUUCCCACCUGGCUCCUCUCUACCUCGCCGUGUGCUCGUGUGCUCGGACGUAUAAGCACAACUUGUUGAUCAACGCUGCCGGUAAGGAUUGUCUACUGGUCUUGGGCCUGCGUCUCUUCACCGCACCCACGCGCACUAUCCGUGCGCCAACGUCGUUGUCGCGAGCUCCGGAAGAACCUGAGGGGAGCGGCGGAGGGUUUAUGGGCCGAGCGAAUCUGGGCAUCCACUUUUCCUUGUCCUUUUUGGAGCACCACCUUCUUAACAAGAGUUGUGAGCUCCACAUGGCUGAGACUGAAGUCCUGGUACAUGUGAAGAUCACUCUCCUGAUGCUCUGGCUGAGAGUGGUUCUCUUUCUUUCUGGAUGGUCUCAGAUUGGGCACUGUCACCAUCAUAGCCAACCAGAAGUAGUAAUACCCUUGAAGGUAACUGGCACUGAGAAAGGUAUGAAGACUCCAGGCUGGCUCUCCUAUAGCCUGCACAUUGAGGGGCAGAGACACAUUAUCCACAUGAAGGUCAGAAAGCUUUUGGCAUCCAGACACUUCCCUGUGUUCACCUACACUGAUGAGGGAGCUCUCCAUGAAGAUCAGCCUUUUAUCCAGGAUGACUGCCACUAUCAGGGUUAUGUGGAAGGACAGCCAGAAUCCACUGUUGCUCUUAGCUCCUGUUUCGGGGGCUUGCAAGGAAUGCUACAGAUAAAUGACAUUGUAUAUGAAAUAAAGCCCAAAAAAUUUUCAGUCACACAUGAACAUUUAAUUCGUAGACUACACUACAGUGAGACAGAAUUCCAAUCCACAAAAUGGCAAUCUGCAGAAGAAGAGAUAGCAGGGCAAUUGGGUUUUCAACAGAGUAAUAAUCCUCCUCUCAGGCAAAGCAACUAUGAGGGUGUUUGGACCCACAGAUGGUUUAUAGAACUUGCAGUGAUUCAAGACCAUCAACGAUUUAUUUUCCGGAAUGGUAAUACCUCAUUGAUGAUACAAGAUGUAUUAAUCACGAUUAAUGAAGUAAAUUCCAUUUUUGCCGCAAUUGACAUUUCUGUGUCUUUGUGUGGGCUUGAGAUUUGGAAUACCAGAAACUUAGUGUCAUUAGGAAAUAUGCAUGAAACUUUGGAAUAUUUUUGCCGGUGGAAGUACACAGUUUUAGAUACCCGAGUGAAAAGUGAUGUUACACAUUUUUUUAUGUGGAAGAAUUAUACUCAACACGGGGAAUCAUAUUGGGGAAAAAUAUGCUUAAGGAAUGGCUGUGCAGUUGAAAGGUUUUUGGCAGAUGAUGAAUUUUAUGAAUUUGCACUUGCUGUGUCACAUGAGCUUGGUCAUAAUUUGAAUAUGCAGCAUGAUGUACAGCUAUGUACAUGUGGAAAGCCCACGUGCCUAAUGUCUGAAGGAGAAAUACUCAGCAAUGCAUUUAGCAACUGCAGUAUUUCUGCCUUGAUGGAUACUGUACAAAAAAAAACCUGUAUACGCAAUACACCAUAUUUCAUCAAAGACCUAUGUGGUAAUGGUGUCGUUGAAGAAAAUGAGCAGUGUGACUGUGGAACCUUCCAAAUGUGCACACAAGAUCCCUGUUGUUUGACAGACUGUACUCUGAGACCUGGUGCUGCUUGUGGUUUUGGGCUUUGUUGCAAGAACUGCCAGUUCAGGGCAUCAGGGGAAGUAUGUCGAGAAAAGGAUAAUGAAUGUGAUCUUCCAGAGUGGUGCAAUGGAAUGUGGCAUGAAUGUCCAGAAGAUGUCCAUGUGCGAAAUGGACAGACUUGCAUGGAAACCAGCCAUUGCUACAAUAAUACAUGCCUUUCCCGUGAUAGACAGUGUAAACAAAUUUUUGGCGAGGAUGCCAGGAAUGCAAAGGAGUUAUGUUACAGAAAAAUGAAUAUCCGUGGUGACCGUUUUGGUAACUGUGGUAAUGAUACCAAAUCAUAUAUAGCAUGUAAUAGUGCAGAUGUUAUGUGUGGAAGAAUACAAUGUGACAAUGUGAGCAGAAUCCAAAUGCUGGAAGAACAUACUACUCUGCAUUGGAUUAACAUUGAAAACUCUUCUUGUUGGGGCACUGAUUACCACUUUGGGAUGACCAUAGCUGACAUUGGUGAUGUGAAAGAUGGCACCGAGUGUGAUGUAAACUCUGUAUGUCUUGGCAGGAAGUGCACCCCUGUGAUAACGCCAGUAUAUAUUUGUUCACAUGAAUUCUGCCAUAAGCAUGGAGUCUGCAACAACAAAGACCACUGCCACUGUGACUCUGACUGGGACCCACCCACCUGUGAAAAAGAAGGCAGUGGAGGUAGUAUAGAUAGUGGCCCACCUCCUAAGAGAAAAGCCAAAAAAAGUUGGAAUUACUUGCCACUUCUUUUUUUGAUUGUUUUAUUGCUUUUGCUUUUGUGUUUGAUAAUUUUGCUUUUCCACAGGAGAAAACCCUCUGAGGAAAAUGAGAAAACUGAGGCUCCUCCACCUGAGGGAGGGCCAGGUGUUGGAGCUCCACCCCAGGGAAUGCAGGGUGCUACAGCUCCACCUCAGGAAGGGCAGAGUACUAUAGCCACACCCAAAAGAGGGCGGAGUGUUGCAACUACACCCAAAAGAGGGCAGAGUGUUGUAGCUACACCCAAAAGAGGGCAGAGUGUUGUAGCUACACCCAAAAGAGGGCAGAGUGUUGCAGCUGCACCCAAAAGAGGACAGAGUGUUGCAGCUGCACCCAAAAGAGGGCAGAGUGUUGCAGCUACACCAAAAGAAAAGCAGAGUGUUCAGGAUCCAAAUUAG